Setaria italica (foxtail millet) is the source of this 1045-nucleotide messenger RNA. RefSeq lists its product as uncharacterized. Lineage: Eukaryota; Viridiplantae; Streptophyta; Magnoliopsida; Poales; Poaceae. Bases 54 to 704 code for a protein of 216 amino acids. The transcript has 7 exons. The record is from RefSeq and is a predicted model, not a curated record.
CUCGCCCUCGCAGUCUUUCCUCCACACCACACCGUUGCCCCCCAGCAGAGCAGAUGGCCGCGCACGUGGUGUCCUGCUGCCUCCUGGUCCCCUCCUCUGGCGCCAAGGCCGCCGCGGCCUCCUCUUCCUCGCCGCCUAACUUGAAGGCGACCAAGAGCAGGGAGCACACAAGAAUCGGCCGAAGAGACUUUGUGCUCAGGAGCAGUGAGCUCGCCACGCUCGCCGCCAUCUUCCACUUCAGUGGCACCAAACCAAGCUACCUUGGCGUUCAGAAGAAUCCUCCAUCCCUUGCUUUGUGCCCUGCAACCAACAACUGCGUAUCAACAUCAGAGGAAAUAAGUGAUUCAAAUCACUAUGCCCCUCCAUGGAACUAUAAUCCCAAGGAUGGCCACAGGGGUAAACCCAUAAGCAAAGAAGAGGCCAUGAAAGAGCUCAUUGAAGUGGUCACGAAAACAAAGCCGGACAACUUCACUCCUCGCAUCGUGGACAAAACAGACGAUUAUGUUCGUGUUGAAUAUGAGAGUCCAAUAUUUGGGUUUGUAGAUGAUGUGGAGUUCUGGUUCCCUCCUGGCAACAAACCAAUCGUCCAGUAUCGAUCAGCGUCUCGAUCAGGAUUCGUCGACUUCGAUGCCAAUAAGAAGAGAGUAAAGGAGCUGAGAUUGGCGUUGGAAAAGAAGGGCUGGGCUUCAGAAAGCAGCUUCUGAAGGAUGGAAGUGGCACUGUCUGCUGCAGGCUGGGGUUGAUUAUUGGUGUGGCACUCAUGCUGAUCUUAUCACCAAAAACAGAAGCCAUGCAUGAUAAUGCCGCAUUUGUCACAUGUGCCUGGCUCUGGCUCUGGAUCAGUAGGGUACUAGGUAAUGAUCUCAUGCCCUCUGUGUGUGUGUGUUUUUCUUUGCCUUUAACAUGCCACUUGACAUGAGAUGAAUAAGCUGAGGAGGGGUAUGCGAUGCAAACUGUAAGCAAGGGAAUAAGGUUCUGAUGCAAACACAUUACAUAUUGCCGGUACGGUAGUGAGGGCUUAUUAAAUACGAGAUGAGACGAUGUA